GUCACUUGGCGAUCUAAACGACAGUCACGAGCAGUCACGUGAUGAGACCAUUCGCCUGGCGCUUUUCUUCACGGCUCUGGGCGAUUUCGACGUUUUGCUCCCUCUUUCGCUUUUCGGCACGAACAUCGCUGCACCAAGCUCGCCCUCUUCUCGUCACGAAGCAGCAACAACAACCCAACAAUGUCCAGCGGAGGUGUCACCGUUAAGGACGUCAGCGCUCACGCUUUCGUCAAGGCUUACGCUGCCUACCUGAAGCGUACCGGUAAGCUCGAGGUCCCCAAGUGGGUUGACCUUGUCAAGACCGCCACCUACAAGGAGCUCGCCCCUUACGACCAGGACUGGUUCUACAUUCGUGCUGCCUCGGUCGCCCGUCACAUCUACCUCCGCAGCGGUGUUGGAGUUGGUGCCUUGAAGAAGAACUACGGUGGUCGUCAGAACCGUGGAAACCGUCCCCACCACCACGCGAUCGCCUCCGGCUCUGUCGCCCGUAAGGUCAUGCAGGCCCUUGAGAAGAUCAAGGUGCUCGAGCAGGACCCCACUGGUGGUCGUCGUAUCUCCCAGGACGGACAGAAGGAUUUGGACCGUAUCGCCGCCCAGAUCGUCCGCACCGACGAGUAAACCGAUUUUCUUGUCCAUCAAAUGGAAACCGUGCUUGUUUGCGCCUGUAUAGUGUAGAUUAGUCGGAUACACCAACUCCGCAUGUAACCAGCUUCCGCACUCUGGCAAAGCCGGCUUUCCUCGUUGCAUUUCUUCCGCUGCGCGAGGAAGCUGAGACGAUGCUUCAGGGAAUAAAUUGGCGUGGCCUUGCGGCCCAUCUGCACCUGGAAGACUGUCCCUUGGGUUUCCGGGUUGGCGAUCUUUUGUUGUGACUUGCUUUCAAAACGCUUGUGGGAUCGCCGGGGUGAUUGAGGACAUUUGGGCUGUUUUCGAGGGGACCAAGGUCGGAAAGAUCGAACAUGAGACCGAUAAUCGAUGGAAACAUGAUCAUUGAGUCUCACAUUGGAAUCCUCCAUACAUGUCCAUGCAUACAGC
Molecule: messenger RNA, 1032 nt
Organism: Fimicolochytrium jonesii
Lineage: Eukaryota; Fungi; Chytridiomycota; Chytridiomycetes; Spizellomycetales; Powellomycetaceae
Product: ribosomal protein S19e
Exons: 3
Coding region: 181-618 (145 amino acids)
Biological process (GO): ribosomal small subunit assembly; translation
Cellular component (GO): ribosome; cytosolic small ribosomal subunit
Molecular function (GO): RNA binding; structural constituent of ribosome
Source: RefSeq, a predicted model, not a curated record